Molecule: messenger RNA, 663 nt
Organism: Brassica oleracea var. oleracea
Lineage: Eukaryota; Viridiplantae; Streptophyta; Magnoliopsida; Brassicales; Brassicaceae
Exons: 3
Coding region: 1-663 (220 amino acids)
Source: RefSeq, a predicted model, not a curated record
AUGGCUACUCUCCAGCCUUUUUUUGAAAGGAUCACGAGCAAGCUACACAGCUGGACUGUUAAGACGUUGUCUUAUGCUGGGAAAAUCAGAUUGAUUGCUUCUGAGGUGUAUGGAAUGGUUGACUCAAUUUGCGCAGCGUUUAUGUGGAACAACAACACAACCUCAGCAUCGGGUGCUAGAGUGGCCUGGAAGGAUAUAUGCAAGCCCAAAGCAGAGGAUGGCCUGGGUAUUCGGGAAGGUUCCUUCUGGUUUGACUCAUGGACUGUGCUAGGACCUUUAAUCUCUGUCGUUGGAGAUGGGGGACCUAGAGCUUUAAGAAUCAGGAAGGAUGCUCACAUUGUUGAUGCCACUACAGAAGGAUCAUGGCGCCUCCCGCCUGCAAGAACUAAUGAGAUGGUCGCACUUCAAGCUGCUGUCUCUGCAGUAUCUCCUCCGGUUCCAUCAAAUGGCAUGGAUAGUUACACUUGGAUUCAAGCCAAUGAAACCUACGGGUCUUCUUUCUCUUCAAAGGUAACAUGGGACCAUAUCCGUCUCAGCUCACCUGAAGUGUUUUGGCAUAAAGUGAUCUGGUUUAAAGAGAAUAUUCCUAGAAACACUUUCAUGUCUUGGCUAGCUCUGCUUAGAAGGAUUCCUACAAAGGAUAGACUGCGACGAUGGGCCUGA